CCCCUCUUCAUGCUCUGGUUACUUCUUACUACAAUUCUUUCGCUUUCCAGAACCCGUGUCUGUGAGCCGUAGAGAGAGAGAGAGAGAGAGAGAGAGAGAGAGAGAGAGAGAGAGAGACGACGACGACGGCGACGAAAAAGAAUUUUCCUUGAAAUAACGAAGAGGUUGUUUAGUCCACAGCUGACAAGCGUUCGGAGCUUGAAAGAGAGAGAGAGAGAGAAUGGAGAAGAUUUCGUAUGGUUGAGGAAAAGAGAUCAAUCUUCGGAGCUGUUUUCUUGAGUUAUUCUGUUUCUGUGGAGAACUUUGAAGUGUUUGCCAUCUGAUAUCUUGAGGAAAAUGGCCAGUGCAGCAACUAAAAUCCGAUUUGUUCGAUGCCCCAGAUGUCAAAAGCUUCUCCCUGAGUUGCCUGAACUUCUACUCUAUAAGUGUGGUGGAUGUGAUACGGUCCUUCAAGCCAAAAAUCGCAAAAAUGGAAGCUCUGGAUCACUUGAAAAUAGUUCUCAGAAGAACCAAUUGGAGCAUGCUUCUGCAGAUGUAAAAUCACCCAGCUCAGGUCAAAUAGAAAACCAUCACGAGGCAAAAGAAUUUUCAUCACAUCUAGAUGCGAAAGAGCAACUUCCAUAUACAGAUGGAAAAAUUGAGGCAUCUGGGAGCAGGAAUUUCUCGAGUGGAGUUUCUUCAGGUGAGUUGGAAUGUUCGUCAUCAGAAGAGCAAUUGGAGAACCAACUGGAGCAUGAUUCUGAAAAUGGGAAAUCCACCAGCUCAGGUCAAAUAGAAAACCAUUCUGACAGAAAACAAUGUUCAUCAUAUCUGAAUGUGAAACAGCGACUUAAAUCUACAGAUUGCUCUAUCAAGCCAUCUGGAAGCAGGAAUUUCUUGAAAGGAGUUUCUUCAGAUGAGUCAGAAUGUUCGAUAGAUCUGAAUGCAGAAGAGCAAUCGGAGAACCAACUUGAGCAUGAUUCUGAAGAUGUGAAAUCAAACAGCUCAGGUCAAAUAGAAAACCAACUUGAGCAUGAUUCUGAAGAUGUGAAAUCAAACAGCUCAGGUCAAAUAGAAAACCAUUCUGACACAAAAGAAUGUUCAUCAUAUCUGAAUGUGAAACAGCAACUUAAACCUACAGAUUGCUCUAUCAAGCCAUCUGGAAGCAGGACUUUCUUGAAAGGAGUUUCUUCAGGUGAGUCAGAAUGUUCGAUAGAUCUGAAUGCAGAAGAGCAAUCGGAGAACCAACUGGAGCAUGAUUCUGAAGAUGUGAAAUCAAACAGCUCAGGUCAAAUAGAAAACCAUUCUGACACAAAAGAAUGUUCAUCAUAUCUGAAUGUGAAACAGCAACUUAAACCUACAGAUUGCUCUAUCAAGCCAUCUGGAAGCAGUACUUUCUUGAAAGGAGUUUCUUCAGGUGAGUCGGAAUGUUCGAUAGAUCUGAAUGCAGAAGAGCAAUCGGACAACCUAUUGGAGCAUGAUUCUGAAGAUGUUAAAUCAGCCAGCUCAGGUCAAAUAGAAAAUCAUUCUGACACAAAAGAAUGUUCAUCAUAUCUGAAUGCGAAACAGCGACUUAAAUCUACAGAUUGUUCUAUCGAGCCAUAUGAAAGCAGGAAUUUCUUGAAAGGAGUUUCUUUGGAUGAGUCGGAAUGUUCGUUAGAUCUGAAUGCAGAAGAGCAAUCGGACAACCAAUUGGAGAAUGAUUCUAAAGAUGUAAAGUCAACCAGCUCUGGUCAAACAGAAAACCGUCUCGACACAAGAGAAUGUUCAUCAAAUCUGAAUGAGAAAGAGCAAAUUGAAUCUGCGGAUUGCAGUAUCGAGCCAUCUGAAAGCAUGAACUUCUUAAGUGCAGUUUCUUCGGGUGAUUCAGAAUGUUUGUCAGAUCUGAAUGCAAAAGAGAAAGUUGAAUCUACAGAUUGCAGUGUUGAGCCAUCAAGAAGUAGGAACUUCAUUGAUGGAGUUUCUUCAAGUGAUUCAUUGGAUCUUGACAGUGGGAAAGAGCAAAUUGAAUCUAUAGAUUGUAGCAUCAAGCAAUCUGGAAGUAGAAGUUUCAUAAAAGAAGUUGCUUCAAGUGAUGUUAGUUAUCAUGAGAGGGAAGAAAAGUCUUCUGAAGCUGGACAGAAUACACAAGCAGAUGAAUGUGAAGAAAGUCAAAGUCCUGAUGCCCAACUUUCUUCUAGGGGAAAGAGCUCAUCCUUUACAGCUCAGAGACAAUCUGAUGAGAGCAAUGUGACGAAAAUGAGUUCCGCAUCUUCAAAUCAACAGUUGCUGCAAUCUCAUGGGAUUUCUUACCAUGAGUCUGACCAUACAAGGUCCAUAGAGACAGUUGAGGCUUCAGGCACUACUGACAAUGGGAACAUUUCAGAGGAGCUCAGUGGUACACCUAGAAAUAUUCCAAAUUCUCGAACAGCCAGAAGCUCUCAUGCUUAUGAUGCUAGUGUUUCCUCUUUUGAUGGAUGGGAUGACCAGGUCCCUGAGCAUCCUACAAACCUACCUAAAAGAUCUUGGUUCAACGACCAAGUGGUUAGUGACUUUGCUUCUAAGGAGGAGAGACCAAGAAGGAAGGACAUGUUUAUGAAUCAGAAGAUAAUUGACGAUCCAGAAUUGCUACGUCAACUGAGAAAAUUCUUCUCAAUGUCAUCAGAUGAGAAGCAUGGUCUGGCUGUCAUGGAUAGUCUGAAGUGGGAAGGAUCCAGAUUCCAAGAACAGGAGCAAGUGGGUUCACCAAAUUCUGAUGGUCUCCGUCCCAUAAAGAAUCAUAUGAGUUCAGUAAGUGAGGAAUUUUGGUCUAGGGAGUCAUCCCUAAGGGGCUUCCCCAAUGUCUAUGAGAAUGGCAGCCCUUCGAACUAUGGGCAUGGAGAGUUUUCGUCCAGUACGAGUGCACGUAAUUCUAGCAAACUUGACUACCUUGAACAAAUCGAACUAUUAAGAAAGGUGGAUGAAUUGAGAGAUCAACUUAGUAGAUCAUACAACCAGAGAGAAAUGGCAAAUGAAUGGUGUCCUGCCAGAGGCGCUCAGCAGGAAAAGCAGCAACCACCGUAUUACAGGUCUGAACAACUUGACCCCGAAGUUCCACACUGGUAUGAUGCAAACCAUCAUAGGCAUCCUCAUGUACCAUUCAGGACAAGAAGAAAUAGGUGCCAAAAAUGUGAAUUUUCACAAAUGCAUUUCUCAGGACAGAGUUCGAAUCGGACAAACCAUGUUGAUUAUUCCUGUGAUCAUUGUUGCCCAGAAGACUGGCAAUCUCAGAGCCAGUUUCCACCCUCCAUCACUUGCUGUAGCAAAGGGCCAUCUAGGGUCCAUUCUGGUCAAAUGUUCAACGAACCUUAUAAUUCCAGUUCUGCUACUCAGCAGAAGUAUAUGGAUCCUUAUUUCUCACUACAAGGUAGCAGGAUGCAUUCCCAAGAACAGGUACAUAUGGUCCAUGAUGUGCAAAAGAAGUAUGUGGAUCCUUAUUUCUCACUACAAGGUAGCAAGAUGCGUUCCCAAGAACAGGUGCAUAUGGUCCAUCAUGUGCAAAAGAAGUACUAUCAGAAUAGACCUCAGCCUGUUAAGCGACAUUGCCGACCCAUUGCAGGUGGAGCCCCUUAUAUUAUGUGCUAUAAGUGCGGUCAACUGUUGCAGCUUCCUGAAGAUUUUAUCUCGCAAAAGAAGAUACAUCAGCUACAGUGUAGUGCUUGUUCACAGGUACUUAAGUUUUCCCUUAAGAACAGAACUCAUAUCAUUCCUUAUUACCCAAUCCCAGCGGUUCCUCCGCCGAGUGAGGUUGGCAACUGUAGUGACUAUCCACAAGGGGACCCAGUGUCCUAUUCUGAAGAUUGUGGACCCUCAAUGCCUUCAAGCAGUUAUUCUGAAGCAAACCUAAAGAGAAAGAAGAAGCCAGUCUUGAAACAAUCUGGAAACAAUAGUAAGACUCCCAUAAAAGCAUCUGAAUCACCCAGUGCAUCCUUGAAUGUUGCCAAACUGGAUAGUUCAUCCAUGGAAGGAGAAGUGGCACCACGACCAUCUACUUCAGCACUCCAUCGGCUUAUGGGUUAUUCUUCUGUUAGAGAAAUCAUAUUCUCAUGAUGAUCCAGAAACAAAUAUGCCAACAUGGGAGUGAAGGAUGACAGGAGUUUGCUACUACACCUGAAGCCUACCAAAUUUUGUAAAUUGUUCGACUGCCACUUGGUUCAUCUGAAGUACAUUUGAGAAAUUGUAGGGCCAGAACUUGUGGUUCCCUUGUAUAUAGAGGCCUAAUGAGUGAUGUUUCUAUUGAUUGUGUCCAUCUGUUUCUUUAUUGUUAUUGUUCUUGAUGUUUUACUGUAAAUCAUUCUCUGUAUUCUGUAUUCUGUAUUGUGACCUGGUGGUCAAGCGGUCAAAAGUCUCUCGACAUUUUCGGGGUAAGGCUGCUACCUGGGUCCCCUUGUGGAUAGUUUGUCAUGUACUUUCUAAGUUUUUAAUAGUUUGAUUGCUUCCCUAUUUAUAAAGAAUUUGUAUCA
Messenger RNA from Macadamia integrifolia, 4460 nucleotides. RefSeq lists its product as uncharacterized. Lineage: Eukaryota; Viridiplantae; Streptophyta; Magnoliopsida; Proteales; Proteaceae. The record is from RefSeq and is a predicted model, not a curated record. Gene Ontology annotation, biological process: regulation of defense response to fungus. The transcript has 3 exons. The coding region runs from base 337 to 4047 and encodes 1236 amino acids.